GAGUGGAAGAUGUCUCUUGCCCUGUGUGAUGCUUGAGAGUGGACGUGACACAGGGAGAUCGCAGCCCCUGGGACACCUGUCGGAGCAGAUCUCAGCGCCAGAUAUCAGAGCUCUUGCCUGUCUCUGUUCAUUGGCUCAUCGAACCUCGCUGCCUUCUCAAAGGAUUAUUCCCUGGGAAGGAUAUGGAAACUAAUGGUGUGGAAGGCAGGGACUUCUAGGAGAGGUCAGAGUCAUCAGACAGGAGUGAGGCAGGUGGCAGGGUCAGGUCCUUCUGACCAUGUUCUCGGACGAACGAAAAGACGGGAGCCCCCGCUUUGUGAAGCUUCACUUUCCUGUCGGUCUUUGGAUCAACUCCCCGAAGAAACACUUUGCCAAGCUUGGUCGCAGGUGGCCCAGUGUGGGGUCUGUCAAGUCUACAUCCUCGGAUACAGCCAGCCGUGGCAGUGAGCCUGUGGAGAUGCGCCCAGCCACCAAGAACAAGGCCAGUCGACACAAGAGGCUGUCAACACUCUUCCAGAGAGGUGGGGUUGGAGGGCCAACAGGUGGGGGUGGAGGUCGCUGGGCCAGUGAGAAGAAACUGGCUGAUAUCAUUGACCCACUGCCUGAAGACCGAGUUCAGCCCCCAUCACAGGGGGAAGUGCCAGGGGUCUUGAAAAUCUAUGGAGGGGACAUCUCCACAGGUGCCAAUUAUAAGAGUGUGCUGGCGACUGUGCGCUCCACUGCCCGUCAGCUGGUGUGUGAAGCGCUAGAGCGCUAUGGUGUGGCACAACCCAAUGCUGAGGAUGCCUAUGUAUUGUGUGACGUCGUGGGCAGUGUCCAUGGGCCAGAUAGCUCCUGGCAGGCCCAGUAUCUUCGGGCAGUUGGUGACUCAGAACGCCCACUCGUGCUGCAAGAUGUGUGGAAGCCCAAAACUGGCUGCACUCGACGUUUUGAGAUCCGCCGACGUUGUGACGUGGAGAGGAUGGCAGAAGGCGAGGAUGAGGACGGUUCAGGAAUCAACUCCCAGACCCGCCGGCAGCAAUCCCGCCGUUCUCGUGCCGCAUCAGGAGGCCAUGUGGCCCCCAAGGAAAGGGCAGACAACCUCUCGCUCCGCCGCAGCAUCAGUGAGAUGAAUCUCAGCACUAAGCGACGCAGGGAGCGCAAGGGUGUGCUCAGUAUGGCAAUUGGUGACCCUGCCGAAGGAGGUGCAGCUGAGGAGCCACGGCUCAAAGCAGCUGAGGGUGCCGACGGCCCUUCGGCUCCAGCCUCUGAAGAGGCAGCUGUGGAUUCAUCCAAUCUAGAGCAUCUCUCACAGUGCCUCAUACAACCACCAACCGAGCACCCCUAUUUUCUGCAGUUGUUGGGCUACAAUGAAAAACAGGAGUUUGUGAUCCACGUAAUGACACGUCGCCGACAUAUUUUUGGACGCCCAGAACGUCGCCCAGCUCCAGACCAAUCCAGCUAUGUGGACACGUUCCUGACUGCCCCGGAUAUCCUGCCACGCCACUGCUGCGUAGUGUCUUCAGUGCCUCCUGCAGACCCCAGCCAGCCCCGGGGCUCAGCUAUGGUGCGGCCUUUCCGUGGGGCAUCUAUAACCCACAAUGGUGCCCCGCUCCAUCGCCAGGUGGAGCUGGCCCCUGGAGACUUGCUGGGGAUGGGGCAGCAUUUUCUUUUCAUGUACAAGGACCCACGAGCUGCACCCGCACCACCAGCCUGGUUGCCCAAGGCAUGGGUCUCCCCAGGACUGGUAGGGGCUUUGGCAUGCCAGGCCUGUGGCCGAUCCCUGCAGGAGCGGCAGGAGGCAUUCCGGGCCUACCUGAAGAGCAGAGAACCUCAGCUGCGCUACCGACCCCAGGAACAGGAGGCACUCCUGGCAGAGAUUGUGAGACUGCAGGAGACUCCAAACUGCAGGCUAGGCCCUGCCUUCCUCUUUGGGCUCUGUCUGGAACAUGCUGCCCGGGAGCUGGAACCAGGUCACCUGCCAAGGUUGAUCGCCAGGAUUGCUCAGCUGGUCAAAGAGGCUGUUUGGGACAAGAUAAAAGAGAUUGGAGAUCGGCAGCCAGAAAACCAACAAGACAAAGGUGAGACGGGCAAUCUCAGCAUUGAGGAAGUGGCUGCUGACUUGCGCCCCCUCAUGCUCUGGAUGGCCAACUCGAUGGAGCUUCUCAACUUGGUGCAAAAGAGGGUCUUGGACAUCGAGAAGGACCUUGACUUAGAGGGAGCUUCCCACAAUGCUUUGCUCUCCAGCGAUCUGGAGACAUGCGAUGAGGCGAUGGCAGUCUUGGACGAAGUCAUCAUGUCCACAUUCCAGCAGUCUGUGUACUACCUCACUAAGACUCUGUAUUCUGCUCUUCCUGCAUUGCUGGAGAGUAACCCCUUCACAGCCACAGCUGACCUGUCCCAUGUGCCGGAGCUGAGCAGCAUGCCUGAGGGGAUCCGUGGGACUCUUGCCAUCUACCAGGCUACUCUUGAGCUGACCCGUGAUUGUGACCUGCACCCCGAUCUCGUCUCGCAGACCUUUGGAUACCUCUUCUUCUUCUCUAAUGCCUCACUCUUUAACACCCUCAUGGAGAGAGGAAGUUCCCAGUCUCUGUUCCAGUGGGCCAAGGCGGUGCAAAUCCGAACCAACCUGGAUCUGGUGUUGGACUGGCUACAGGGAGUGGCCCUUGGAGACAUUGCCACAGAGUUCUUCCGCAAGCUGAGCACCACAGCCAACCUGCUGUGUGUGCCCAAAAGCAGCCUGCUUCAGGCACCUUGGUCCCGCCUGAGAAAUGACUACCCGGCACUGCUACCAGCCCAGCUCCAGCAUGUACUCAGGAAUUACCAGCUGGGACCAGGCCGCCUGGCUCCUGAGUGCUGGGACCCACCCGAGGAGGAGAGAGAUGAGAUUGCACACAGUGACAUAUUUGAGAGUUUCACCGACCACCCACCCCUAAUUCUUCCCUGUGAUGGUUUCCGCUUGCGUCUCUCAGAGCCCGUGUCCGACGACGUCCUCCAUCGGCAACUUGUACGCCUGCGUCGGUUUCUGUGGGAGCUGGAGCGUGAAUCCCUCCCAGCCAAUCAAAGGGCAGUCUAUGGCCUAGAUUCCAGCCAAUGAGGAGGAGGGAUGGCACCAGUAUUCAAGAUGGUUUCGGGUCCUCAGGAAGCUCUUGCCAGAACACUUCCUCAGUGGAUUUUGGAAGAGGCGGAAGAACCUUAAACCAUUUGGUUUACCUAAUACAGGGUUGCCUUGAAGUUCAAAGAUCAUUUAUUACAUCCAAGGCCAGAAAUAAUUGGCCACUGGCUGCUCAUCACCUGAUGUCAGCUGCUUAUUCGAGAGACUGCAGUAUUUUCCCACCUCAAACUCGGCUGCUUUUUUGGGCCCCAGAUCACACUAUUUGUCACAAACUAUGUAUUCUUUUCUACACAACAAUAA
Messenger RNA from Eublepharis macularius, 3394 nucleotides. RefSeq names its product Ras interacting protein 1 (gene RASIP1). Gene Ontology annotation, cellular component: cell-cell junction. The transcript is spliced from 13 exons. The record is from RefSeq and is a predicted model, not a curated record. The coding region runs from base 278 to 3076 and encodes 932 amino acids. Gene Ontology annotation, molecular function: GTPase binding. Lineage: Eukaryota; Metazoa; Chordata; Lepidosauria; Squamata; Eublepharidae. Gene Ontology annotation, biological process: signal transduction; angiogenesis; regulation of GTPase activity.